AUGGCGAACAUUAAUUGGCCUGGCCUGCUGGCUUGGAGUACAAAGUAUCACGAUGGCACAGCACCAUCACAAUUCAAGCAGAUGAGCGAAGAGGAUAGAAGGUUCUUGGAAAAGGCACUCGAAGAGGCUUUCGGACAGAUAGAGGAUCCAAACCAGGUAAUGCAAGAGGCUGCAGAGCAGCUGCGUUCAGAGUGUCGUAGCGAGGAGAGUGUAUCCACAGCCUUGGAGGUCAUAGAUCGUUGCUGUGACGACCCAGAUUGCGCACGCAAUGCUGAGAAGUUAGAUGUUCUGCAAGCGCUGCUGGACCUGCUCCCAGCCUAUUCGGGCGCAGUCAGAAACAGGACUUUCGAGAUUCUGGCCCUGCUGUUUUCAAACAAUCCAAAUAUCCAGGCUGCUGGCAUGAAGCGUGGAUCUUUGAACAUUUUUUUGCAGAUUGCUGAGGAGAGCAGCGUAGGCUCCGAUGACCGAUCCAAGAGCUUUCGUGCCCUCGUGGCGCUUGUGAGGAACGUCCAGGAGUUUGAGAAAUUUAUGCUUGAACAAGAAGCUGCUCGUCAACUUUUGCUCGCCUGUCUGAGUCCAGAGGAGCUGCCAGGCACAAGAGAGAAGGCAACUUCCUUUGUUCGCUCCCUCGCCGAAAGCGGCAGCUUGCAAGAGGAGAAUGUUGAGCCAUUGGUUGCCGCUAUCUCCAAGCUCUUCGGCCAUUUGGAGGACACUGGUAUCCAGUACAAGGAGACCCUGAGCUCGUGUGCCUUGCAGCUCGCUACAAGCUUUAAGGCGCAGUGCGGCGGGUUGCAGGCAGCAGUGGAAGGGCGGAUUGCAGAGCUGCAAGCAUCCAAGGAUCCAGUGCUUCCCUGGCCAGUUCGCUCCUUUCAAGAACACACCUCGGUGCUAUCCAUGUCCAGCAGGUGUCCAGACUUUGGCACGACUACUCCGUUCAUUUGCCCUCCCGGCACCUUCCGUGAGCCGUCAUUGGGCAAUGGCUCUCAGAGCACGAUCUCCUGUGAGCCCUGCGCAGCGGGCACUUGGUCUCCCUGGCGUGGCACACCGGACUUCUCCUCUUGCGAGCCGUGUCGAAAAGUGCCUGGAACGCUGGUCCUGACAGCAACGAGGCUGAUUCAUCUUGCGAACGCUGCAGGAACGAACGAUGCAGGAACCGGACAAACCGCAAUUGACCUCACUGGAGUGAAAUUUGAACUCACCAAGAAACGACCUGGCUUUGACCAAGCCUUGGUGCGACUGUCAAACCUUUCCGAGCAUUUGGGUGGCAGACUUGUAAUUGAAUUCAUAGAUAUCAUAGAUGAUCAAACCAAGGAUCAACAAGGUCAGACUUCCGUGACUUCGCAGAAAUCGAAUCAGAAAUGGUCAAAUCUCCGGGAGUUUUCAGAGUUGAUGCAGGGCCUACAAGCCAAGGAAGGCAAGGAAGGCAAAGACAGGGAGGCUGAACAGGCUGAGAGCUCCCUAGCAAAGAUACACUCAGUGAUGUCGUCAGAGCUCAGUAAGCAGUACGUCUAUUUAGUAAAGCAGGCAGCUGUGAUGACGCCUGAGAAGUUCAUAGAGAUUCAUUCCAGGGAGAUCGCAGAAAAUUCUCCACUACCUGAAGCUCCUUCACUGGACUUGGCCCCCUUGCGAGUUGUUGCAGCUGCACAGCGCAAUCAGCGAGAAACAGGAAGGGUCAGCCAGGUAUCUGAAGCUGACAAGGCUGCAAUAUUCAAAGAGCUUCCCGCAUUGAGUCAACUGUUCAGUGCUGCAGUCCCAUCAAUGAUGACGGAGCCUCAAUUCUGGGAGCGCUGUUUGAAGAGUCGCUACUUCUUGAGUGCUGCUGGACACCAAGUGCCUCAUGCUCAUCCUGAAGAUCGGCUCUUCGACUCAUUGCCCAUGCCAGUCAAACCUGACCUCAAGGACAAGGAUCGUGGGCCUGGGCAUCCUGAAGCCGACCUCACAGGAGAGUUUGAGCGUGAUAAGCUGACAGAUAAGCUGAACCAACGAAGUUCUGCCAGUUCUGCCAAUCUCAUCAGCCGUUUGAAUGAACGCAGUGCAGGCAUUCUGUCACAGGAGGCCAGAUCUCAGACAGAGGAUAAACUUGCAGUGCACGUGGAAAAGAGACGUGCAAUGCUCCGAAAUGCGGCGCAAACAUUUCAAGAUGACUUGGCUGCAGAGCCGGGCAUUUCAAGAGCCAAGCCGCAACGGCUACAGCUAAAGCCAGAGGCUGGCUCUUUACUGCCACAAAAACGGACAGAGGAAAGUGACCGAUCAACUUUGAAGCCGUUGAAGCGCCAAAAUUUGACGCGCGCGCCAAGCGGCGGAAGCAUUUCUGAAUCCGGAGCCAGAUGGGUCUUGAAGUCAUCGCUGGAUGAAUUGUUGAAGGCUGAACGGCUCACUGAGACAGAGAACGCGAAGGCUGAGUCUGCUCAGGUUGCAGGGGCGAUGGCUUUGCUUCAGCACAUUUGGUCCAGCAGGUGCACCGAGGCGGAUCUUCGCGCGAAGUUGUGUCAAGAAGCUAAGAGGCUUCUCAAUGACCUUGAGAAAGUUGAGAAAGACAAAGUGACUUCGGAAACGGCACGGAUGGCACGGUCACUGCUUCCGUCCCUGCGCCGGGCAGUGGCAUUGGUUGAGACGUGGCAACCUUUCGACCAAGAAAAAAGAUGUGGUGAAAUCGUCUAG
Molecule: messenger RNA, 2661 nt
Organism: Cladocopium goreaui
Lineage: Eukaryota; Dinophyceae; Suessiales; Symbiodiniaceae
Source: the annotation of a GenBank genome assembly